This is a messenger RNA of Effrenium voratum, 1946 nucleotides long. Lineage: Eukaryota; Dinophyceae; Suessiales; Symbiodiniaceae. The record is from the annotation of a GenBank genome assembly.
CCUCCCCCCACUCCAACAUGCAGAGCAUGCGUUGACGCACCCAUGGCAGCGCCCAGAUGCCGGCCCAGGCAGAGACCCAGCUGUCUCUGGCGGAGGCUGCGGAAUGCAGCGGUUGGCCGCGCGAGGCCGUGGAGGAUUUCUGCAAAUGGCCCGUGGUCGUGGAGUCCCCGGAGAGCUUCAUGUCCUUCGUGCGCUACGGGGACCACUCCGAGGCCCAGAUGGUGGUGCUGAGGGACGGUCUGCGGAAGCUGGGGCUGGCAGAGUCGCUCCCGCUGACCGAGGCGUGCAAGCGCCACACCUCACUGGAGGCCGUCGUGGAUGACUCCUGGGAGGCUGAUGUCUUUGUAUGGCCCGGCAAAGAGGGUGAAGGAUCUUGGUACCAUCGGAAGGAGAUCAAGGGAGGCACGUUGCGUCAGCGCCUCGUCAUCGCGGCAAGGGAGGGGCCGCCCUACCUGGCGGAGGUGAGCCGAGGGGCAAAGACUCCACACCAUCUGACGGGGGAGGCGUCUCGGACUCUCACCACCCGCGACGUGCGGGACUGCGGCUUUGCGACCUUCAGCGACGGCCCCGACUCGCGAAGCGAGCUGCCGAUGUGGGACCGCGGCCAUGCCUUCGUGGGCGCGCGUGGGGUAGGGAGCUGUCUCCAUGUGGACCAGGCGUGGUGGAGCAACGUGGCCAAGAACUUCACAGGCUACAAGCUGGUGGCCUUGUGGGGCAAGAGUGCAGGGUUGGAGGGGCUGAUGGGCCAGCUCUUUCGGAGGCCGCUGUCUGCAGCGCAAGUCCAGGCGUUGCGGGAGGCUACCACCAUCGCGUUGCUGGGGCCCGGCGAUGUCGCCAGUUUCAGCGGCGGGCUUCCGCAUACCACGGUGGUGGUGGGUGAAGGGCUGAACCUCACAGCCUACGUGGUCCGGGCUGAAAGUGAGGAAGUCCGUCAGCAACAAGGAGAGCUUGGUGAACUGGCACCCCGGCAAUGCAGGCUUGCUGCUGCACGGGGCGCUGAGGAAGCCAGGAAGCCCCGGCGUCAUGAAGCGCUCAGCGCUGAAUGGCCUGCUGGACGACAUCGUGGAUGUGGCGCGCCGCGCAGAGGUGGGCGGACAUCCUUUGCCUGCCAAAGGGCGGGUGGUAAUCCUCCAGCUGGGCUCCACCAACGACGACCGCGGCGCGGUGGACGGCGAGGUGAAGCAAAGGGCCAAGCGGGUGGCGGCGUUGUGGCGGCAGCUCGAUGGGUCCAAGGAGGUUUUGGUGCUGGCGUCGGGCGGCAGCGACCCGGACCGCUUCUUCAAUCGCACGGCCACGCCGCACUGGCGCUACGUGCAGCAGGAGCUGUUGGCUCUGCAAGUGCCGGAGGAGGUGAUGCUGCCGGGGCUGCCCGCCUUGCACACCGUGGACGAGGCGCUGAUGGCGCGGGAGGUGCUGAAACCUCUCUUGCCGCUGCAGCUGGCGGUGGUCACCAGCGAGUUCCACGCGGAGCGGGCGGGGCAUCUGUUCCGCCUGGCCUGCGACGAGCCGGGCCUGGAGGUGUCAGUGCUGCCGGUGCCCAAUGCCUGUACGGGCAGCACUCUGCAGUGGUACCUCGACAAGGAGGCUUCCACCCUGAGGGCGCUGAAAGCGGAGCCCUUUGGGGCCUGGCGGGACUUCUUGCAGGAGCACCAGCUGAUGGAUCGGCGGCCGCAGGCCUGUCUUAUCUCAUCCGCAGCUGCAGGGCAUUUGAGGGCCUCCUUCCGAGAGACGCUCAUGGCGAAUCGGCGCUGCCGGCGGAGGAUGAAGGAUGGAGCAGCUUUCGGAUUCGAGCAGGAGCGAAAGCGGAAGCGCAAGCGGUGGAAGCGCGAGCGGUGCCAAGCGGCCGCGACUGGGCUGAGCAAAGGUCUUGACCAGCGAGCGCUCGCGACUCGAGCAGCGCCAGCGCCAAAGCUGCGAGAAUUCGGGGAUCCCAAACUGAUUCCAGG